AUGUAUCUUGCAACAUUUAAAAUUCUUCUUAUCGGUAAUUCAAAUGUUGGAAAAUCGUCUCUUUUACUAAGAUUCACUGACGAUACAUUUUUAACACAUGACGAAGUGUCAGCAACGAUAGGUGUAGAUUUUAAAGUUCAUGAAAUAGGUGAUACAGCUGGUCAAGAACGUUUUAGAACACUAACAUCCUCAUAUUAUCGUGGUGCUCAAGGUGUCAUCCUUGAUGAUUGGUUUAAUGAAUUAAACACCUAUUGUACAAGCAAGAACAUAGUGAAAAUGAUAGUUGGUAAUAAGAUAGAUAAGGAAAAUGGAAGGGCUAUUUCACGUAAAGAAGGUGAAGCGUAUGCUAGGAAAUCACAAACUUUAUUUAUAGAAUGUAGUGCCAAGACAAAAUAUGGAGUAAGAGAAGCAUUUGAAGAACUUGUUAGAAAGAUAAUUGAAGAUCCAAAUUUAUGGCAGAAAAGAUCCGAGACGUUAGAUAACAAGAUCGAUAUAAGUUUAUUAGAUCAAAAUCAACAAAACCGUAAUGAUGGUGAUGAUAUUAAAUGA
Messenger RNA from Entrophospora sp. SA101, 549 nucleotides. Lineage: Eukaryota; Fungi; Glomeromycota; Glomeromycetes; Entrophosporales; Entrophosporaceae. The record is from the annotation of a GenBank genome assembly.